This is a messenger RNA of Rhizophagus irregularis DAOM 181602=DAOM 197198, 1632 nucleotides long. RefSeq lists its product as uncharacterized. NCBI's taxonomy places the organism in Eukaryota, Fungi, Glomeromycota, Glomeromycetes, Glomerales, Glomeraceae. The record is from RefSeq and is a predicted model, not a curated record.
AUGGGUAAACCUAGAAAACAAAGAUGGUGUGCCAACUACUAUCCACCUGAUCCGGAUAAAACUGACGAAGAUAUUGUAAAUGAUUAUAUCUAUAGGUAUAAUAUAAAUAAAGAAAAAUUCUAUAAAUUGUUGACUAACUCGAAAAAAACUCGACGUCAUAAAAGUCAAGAGAAAUCAGAAAGAAAUGGAACCAUCAAAGUUAAAACACCUCCCCGCCCUCAGAAUAGGUUUAUUUUAUAUAGGAGAUUUAAAUCACGUAGCCCCAAAUUUAAAAAAAGGCGAAAGGAGGAUAGAAAAGUUAAACUUACAUCAAAAGAAAUAGCAAUUCUUUGGAAAAAUGAGACGGAAGAAGUAAAAAAGGUUUUCUGUGCUCUUGAAAGGAUGGUCAAGAUAAAGCACAGGGAGGUUUAUGGAGAUGAUUAUAAAUAUAAAAAAAAGAAAAGAGGGUCAUCGAUCUCAUCUGACAAUUCUUCAACCGAAUCAUUACCAUAUUAUCAAGCUUCCCAAUCUUCAACAGAUUCAUCCAAUAUGAGCUUGCACACACUUGGAGACUCUACCUCGUCCAACUUAAAUUCGCCGAAUCAAAACAUGAUGAAUGAUGCCAUUCCAGGAGAUUCGCACAAUCACAACUUUACUAAUAACGCUCAUGGAGAUUCUACCUCUCCCAGCUUAAAUUUGCCGAAUCAGAACUUGAUGAUUGAUGCCACUUCUGGAGAUUACUUGAGAUCGUACAAUUACAACUUUACUAAUAACACUCUUGGAGAUACUACCUCGCCCAACUUAAAUUUGCCGAAUCAAAACAUGAUGAAUGAUGCCACUUCUGGAGAUUACUCGAGAUCGUACAAUCACAACUUUACGAAUAACACUCUUGGAGAUUCUACCUCUCCCAACUUAAAUUUGCCGAAUCAAAACAUGAUGAAUGAUGCCACCUCUGAAGAUUACUCGAGAUCGUACAAUCACAACUUUACUAAUAAUACUCUUGGAGAUUCUACCUCGCCCAACUUAAAUUUGCCGAAUCAAAACAUGAUGAAUGAUGCCACUUUUGGAGAUUAUUCGAGAUCAUACAAUCACAACUUUACUAAUAACAUUCUUGGAGUUUAUACCUCGCCCAACUUAAAUUUGCCGAAUCAAAACAUGAUGAAUGAUGCCACUUUUGGAGAUUCGCACAAUCACGACUUUAUUAAUAACAUCCUUGGAGAUUCUACCUCGCCCAACUCGAGAUUGCAGAAUCCAAACUUGAUGAAUGCCGACGCUUUUAGAGAUUCUACCCCACCCAACUUGAUUUCGCAGAAUCAAAAUACAAUGAAUGAUGCGACUUCUGGAGAUUGCCCCGGCUUCACCUACAUUCUUGAAGAUUCUACUUCAUCGAGUUCGCAGAAUUACAACUUACCUAAUUAUGCUUCUACCUUACCCGACUUAUUCUAUGAUCAGGAUAAUUUAAACAAUUAUGCUAAUUCUACCUCACCCAACAAUGACGCAUUUGGAUUUUACACUCAACAGUCUUCCAAUUUUGAUUCAACGGAUCCUUUUGAACCUGAUUAUAUGGUUGAUAAUACAUACUUAUAUUUCGACUUCAUCGUACGACAGUUACUUGAAUCAAAUCUGAAACAAAGUGUUUCAGGGUAUCUAUAA